GAUUCUCCGGCGGCACCCCAUCCUGUCUCUCACAUUUUCACGUUCAGGUUGCCGGCGACCCCCUUUCUCUCGCUCCCUCACGGCGGCGGAUCUGCUGUUCCCAUUCUGUGAACCUCAGUCCGCACGGCAUCUCUCUCUCACUCUUCUUGUUAUAACACCAAAGAAAGAGGGCCUGAAGCUUCUCUACGUUAAACCCCAACAUCUCCUAGGGUUUCUCUCCUCCCACACACUACAGUCACCUCGCCGUCUCGGAGUAAUAUGGCGCUCGCAUCCCAAACUCUCGAUAUUCAUGGAGAACGGCAAUCCGGCCAGGAUGUUCGCACUCAGAACGUCGUCGCGUGCCAGGCAGUUGCCAACAUUGUUAAAUCGUCCCUUGGUCCCGUCGGGCUUGACAAGAUGCUGGUGGAUGAUAUUGGUGACGUGACGAUUACUAAUGAUGGGGCAACCAUUCUUAAGAUGUUAGAGGUGGACCACCCGGCUGCUAAGGUGCUAGUGGAAUUGGCUGAACUCCAAGACAAAGAAGUAGGAGAUGGAACAACUUCAGUGGUGAUAGUCGCUGCAGAGUUGCUAAAGAGAGCUAAUGAUUUAGUGAGGAAUAAGAUCCAUCCAACAUCUAUUAUUAGUGGAUUCCGACUUGCAAUGAGGGAGGCAUGCAAAUAUGUUGAUGAAAAAUUGGCUGUGAAGGUUGAAAAGCUUGGAAAGGAUUCUUUAGUGAAUUGUGCAAAGACGAGCUUGUCCUCAAAAUUGGUUGCUGGUGACAGUGACUUCUUCGCUAAUUUGGUUGUUGAUGCUGUACAAUCAGUAAAGAUGACAAAUGUACGAGGUGAAAUCAGAUAUCCAAUCAAGGGUAUUAAUAUUUUGAAAGCUCAUGGUAAAAGUGCAAGAGAUAGUUACUUGCUGAAGGGGUACGCUCUAAAUACUGGCCGUGCCGCUCAAGGAAUGCCUACAAGAGUUGCACCUGCUAGAAUUGCAUGCCUUGAUUUCAAUCUUCAGAAGACAAAGAUGCAAUUGGGUGUACAAGUGGUUGUGACUGAUCCCAGGGAGCUUGAGAAAAUUCGUCAAAGGGAAGCUGAUACGACGAAGGAGCGGAUUGAGAAGCUAUUGAAAGCUGGAGCCAACGUGAUUUUAACUACCAAAGGAAUUGAUGACAUGGCUCUAAAGUACUUUGUCGAGGCUGGAGCUAUUGCUGUGAGGCGUGUCCGCAAAGAAGAUAUGCGCCAUGUUGCCAAAGCCACUGGUGCAACCAUGGUGGGAACCUUUGCUGAUAUGGAAGGGAAUGAGACCUUUGAUUCUUCACAUAUUGGGUAUGCUGCUGAAGUUGUUGAAGAGCGUAUUGCAGAUGAUGAUGUUGUUAUGAUAAAAGGGACAAAGACCACUGGUGCGGUUUCUUUGAUUCUUAGAGGAGCAAAUGACUAUAUGCUCGAUGAGAUGGAGAGAGCUCUGCAUGAUGCUUUAUCCAUUGUGAAGAGGACCUUGGAGUCCAACACGGUGGUAGCUGGUGGAGGUGCUGUUGAGUCUGCCUUAUCUGUGUACCUGGAGUACCUGGCCACUACUCUAGGAUCACGAGAGCAAUUGGCAAUUGCUGAAUUUGCUGAAUCGUUGCUGAUCAUACCAAAGGUGCUUGCUGUCAAUGCUGCCAAGGAUGCAACUGAGCUAGUUGCAAAGCUACGAGCCUGCCACCACAAUGCACAAACAAAAGCUGACCAGAAGCAUCACUCCAGCAUGGGACUAGAUCUUUCGAAAGGUAUUGUCCGUAACAACUUAGAAGCUGGAGUAAUUGAACCUGCAAUGAGCAAAGUGAAGAUUAUUCAGUUUGCUACAGAAGCAGCCAUAACGAUCCUUCGGAUAGAUGAUAUGAUCAAACUUGUCAAGGAUGACGGCCAGAAUGACGAAGAAUAGUAUUCUUAUAUGUUUAUUGUUGCACUGUUUUGGCCCUAGGAAUGGCGAAGAUUUUUUUAUUAUGCAGGGGUUCUCUUUAGUUUGGCGUUGGAAGGGAGAUUAGUAGAAGAAGUUAGGGAGUUACGAUUGUGUGACCGUUGUGUGUUUCGAUAUGGUUCAGGAAAUGUCGUAUGAUUUUCUAUAAGUGAAACUCGUUGUGAGGUAAGCUAGAAGUGGUUGAUCUUUUUGAUUUAUCAACCCGUGCCGAAAGCUUUAGACCUCCAUUUUUGCUGUACUUGUGAAGUUUAGCCUACCUCGCGGAGUAUAAUUAGAUAUGGCGGCUAUCUUUUGAAACACUUGAGCACUGUACGAAAGUGUAUGGCUAGCGUUCGAGCCAAAAAUGUAUGGCAUCCGAAGGAUCUUCUACAAACAUUGUUCAUGAUGUGUAAGGGCUGUUCUGCUGCCUGGAAGUAGUCCGCUCUCGGUUGAAC
Messenger RNA from Linum tenue, 2369 nucleotides. Lineage: Eukaryota; Viridiplantae; Streptophyta; Magnoliopsida; Malpighiales; Linaceae. The record is from the annotation of a GenBank genome assembly.